AUGGUUUUUAAAUUAAACAAUUCAUUACUUUUCACUGCUAAACGGGUAAUAAACUUGAAUUCCAAGAGGUUGUCCUCUGAUGCCACCACGAGACCUGCUACUAUAAAGAGACUACGUUUAUCGAAGACACAGAUAGCUUUUGGAUUAGCAACUAGUGUUGGAAUUAUUGAAUAUAAUACUAAUGAUACUUUUCAUGCUUUUGUUAGACAUGUUGGACUUACAACUAAACGUUCUGGCAUCGUAGCUCAAGCCACUGUUCGUUGCUUUUACGAUUACAGGAAAACUUUAAAUAAUAAAUAUGAGACCCAAGAAGAAUAUUAUAAUGCACUUGAUGCAUGUCAUCUUAGAUGCGCCUUAAUUACGUUGGAUGCACUGCGUCAAAAUGGUGGUAUUUACAUCAAGCUUGGUCAACAUAUUAGUGCCAUGACAUACUUAUUACCACCUCAGUGGACUGAUACAAUGAUUCCUCUGCAAGACCAUUGCCCUAAAUCGACCAUAGAAGAAAUUGAUAACAUGUUUAAACAUGACCUAAAAAUGGGAAUAGAUGAAAUAUUUAGUGAAUUUAAUCCAGAGCCAAUAGGUGUUGCAUCAUUAGCACAAGUUCAUACAGCAACGUUAAAUGACACAAAUGACAGAGUUGCAGUUAAGUGCCAGCAUCCUUCUUUAAAAGAAUUCAUUCCAUUGGACAUAAUGUUAACCCAACUUGUAUUUAAUUUACUGGAUGUAUUUUUUCCAGAAUAUCCUUUGACCUGGCUAGGUGAUGAAUUGCAAACAUCAAUCUAUGUGGAGAUCAACUUUGAAAAAGAAGCAAAAAAUGCUAUUGAUACUCAGAAUUAUUUCGCUAAAUACAAGAAACAGACUGCCUUAAGAAUUCCAAACGUUAUUUCCGCACAUAAGAGAAUAUUAAUAAUGGAAUAUAUAACGGGUAGAAGACUAGAUGAUCUUCAAUAUUUGGACGAAAAUAAUAUAUCCAGGGCAGAAGUUUCUUCUUGCUUGUCACAUAUAUUUAAUAAUAUGAUUUUUACGCCAAAUGUAGGAAUUCACUGUGAUCCCCAUGGUGGAAAUUUAGCAAUAAGAGCUUGUAAAUAUGGCAGUUCUUCCAAUCCUCAUAAUUUUGAGAUUAUAUUAUAUGACCACGGAUUAUACAGACAUCCUACAACUGAGAUGAGGAGAGAUUAUGCAAAAUUUUGGUUGGCAUUGUUUGAUCAAGAUCAAGAUAAAAUGAAAUUUUAUGCAAAACGUUUUGCUCAUAUAAAUGACAAACAAUUCCCUUUAUUCGCAGCUGCAAUUACUGGACGUAGUAUCGAUACUGCAUUAAAUUAUGAUAUAUCUAGUUCUAGAUCUAAGAACGAGAUAGAUGUCAUGUCAAAAGGUAUCUUAAAAGGAAAUUUUCUGACAAAUUUGAUGAGUAUCUUGGCUACAAUUCCCAGAAUUGUUUUGUUGAUAUUAAAAACAAACGAUUUGACGAGACAUUUAGACGAAUGUCUACAAAAUCCUUUAGGGCCUGAAAGGACCUUUUUGAUUAUGACUCAAUAUUGUUCUAAGACAGUUUAUGAUGAAGACUGCGAAGAAAUUAAUAAACUCAAUAUUAGAUGGUCCUGGUCUUGGACUUUAAGUCAUAUUUUAGCUUGGCUCAAUUAUGAGAAAAGAGUUAAGAAAUUAGUGCUAUAUGAUAUUGCCUUAUGGUGGAAACAGAACAUCAUGACUAUGUUGUAA
This is a messenger RNA of Tetrapisispora phaffii CBS 4417, 1716 nucleotides long. It is a transcript of the gene CQD2, whose product is annotated as Cqd2p. The record is from RefSeq and is a predicted model, not a curated record. Lineage: Eukaryota; Fungi; Ascomycota; Saccharomycetes; Saccharomycetales; Saccharomycetaceae. Gene Ontology annotation, cellular component: mitochondrial inner membrane. The coding region runs from base 1 to 1716 and encodes 571 amino acids. Gene Ontology annotation, biological process: lipid homeostasis; mitochondrion organization. The transcript has a single exon.